UCUCUCUCUCUCUCUCAGUGUAGGAGGAAGUGUGUGCAGUUUGUGUCUCCUUCUCUUCAUUUCCUUGAUCCCGCUCUUCUCAUUCGCAGCGACAUGGAAAACAAACGCACCCUGAUGAAGUGAAGUCCAACACACACACACACACAGAGGAUGAGGAUGAGGAGUGACGCUCAACUCCAGCCCGCCACGUUUUGACGACAUCCUCCAAUGGACUGAGGGGACGUGGGCGGAGCCAGGAUGAGUGCCGAGCUGCUAUUGGAGGAGACGCUCAUCAAGCGUUCGCAGCAGAAGAAGAAGACGUCGCCGCUGAACUACAAGGAAAGACUGUUUGUCCUCACCAAGAGCCAGCUGACGUACUACGAUGGAAGAGCUGAGAAGAAGUUCCGGAGAGGCUCGAUCGAGCUGAGCCACAUCAGAUGUGUGGAGAUCGUCAAGAACGGAGGAGGAAUCAUCCCCUGCCAGAACAAAUACCCAUUUCAGGUGGUGUACAACACCAGCACCCUCUACAUAUUCGCACCGAGUCAUGACAGCAGAAGUCUCUGGGUCCAGAGCCUCAAAGAAGAGAUCAAAGACAACGCCGUGGUCUUGGCGAAGUUUCACCCUCAGUUCUGGCUGGAAGGGGCGUGGCUCUGCUGUCGCCAGGCAGAAAAACAGGCUCCGGGCUGCGAGGAGUACAACCUGUUUGGAGACAUUUCCAGGAAGCCUUUACCCCCGAUUCCUGGAGAGGAGCGUAAGAACGAGAGGAGGCGACCCCCUCCUCCGCUCCCUCCGACCCCCGACGACGACGACCUGGACGAAGAUGAUGACGACGACGAGGAGGACGAGGUGGUGGUGGUGGCGCUGUACGACUUCCCGGGCACCGAGCCGCACGACCUGAGUCUGGUCAAAGGAGGCGAGUACGUCAUCUUGGAGAAGUGUGACCUCCACUGGUACAAGGCGCGCAACAAGUAUGGUGAGGAAGGCUACAUCCCAAGUAACUAUGUAACCGAGAAGAAAUCUGGAAACCUGGAGCAGUUUGUCUGGUACAGCAAGCAAGUCAACAGGAACAAGGCAGAGGAGCUGCUUAGGAAGGAGGACAAAGAAGGAGCCUUCAUUGUGAGAGACUCCAGCACUCCAGGAACCUACACCGUCUCCCUCUAUGCAAAGUCUGCUGCAGGGGAGGGAGGUGCCGUUAUAAAACAUUACCACAUCAAGGAGACACAAGGCUCGCCUCAGCAGUUCUACCUGGCUGAGAAACACUUGUUCAGCUCCAUCCCCGACCUGAUCGAGUACCACAAACACAACGCAGCAGGUCUUGUUGCCAGGUUGAGGUAUCCUGUAGGGAAACAGGAAAAGUCCGCUCCAUCCACCGCCGGCUUCAGCUACGAGAAGUGGGAGAUCAACCCCAGCGAGCUGACCUUCAUGAAGGAGCUGGGCAGCGGUCAGUUCGGUCUGGUGAGGCUCGGCAAGUGGCGGGCUCAGCACAAAGUGGCCAUCAAAGCCAUCAAAGAGGGGGCCAUGUACGAGGAGGACUUCAUCGAGGAGGCCAAGGUCAUGAUGAAACUGUCCCACCCUAAGCUGGUGCAGCUGUAUGGAGUGUGCAGCCAGCAGAAGCCCAUUUACAUCGUCACAGAGUUCAUGGAGCACGGCUGCCUGCUCAACUUCCUCAGGCAGCGGCGGGGCAGCUCCAGCCUGGGGUCCUUGCUGAGUAUCUGCCUGGACGUCGGUGAGGGCAUGGAGCACCUGGAGGCCAACGGCUUCAUCCACAGAGAUCUGGCUGCCAGAAACUGUCUAGUGAAUGACUUUCUGGUGGUGAAGGUGUCUGACUUUGGCAUGGCCAGAUACGUGUUAGAUGACCAGUACACCAGCUCAUCAGGUGCUAAGUUUCCUGUCAAGUGGUCGCCUCCUGAAGUCUUUAACUUCUGCAAGUACAGCAGCAAGUCAGACGUCUGGUCCUACGGUGUACUGAUGUGGGAGGUUUUCACCGAGGGUCGUAUGCCGUUUGAACAGAAUCAGAACCACGAGGUUGUCACCUUGGUAACCAAAGGUCACCGCCUCUACAGGCCCAAAAUGGCCACGCCCACCAUCUAUGACAUCAUGCAGCUGUGUUGGCACGAGCGACCAGAGGAGCGACCGGCGUUCUCUCAGCUCUGCGUGAUGAUCACCGACGCCCUGGAGGCUGACGCCCCGCCCCCAAACUGAUCAAUCGACCAAUCAGCUGCUUCCACCAUGAUGGCCCCUAACUAACACCUAGCUCCAUGGCGACCAGCCGUUCUCCACAGUGUUCUGGCAGCUAUCGUCGUAUUAAGAGAAAGCACAGCGCGGAGAAUAGGUGCAAUGGUGUUUGGAACUUUAGUCCAAUCAUCCACCGACACAUCCGAGUCACUCAACCAGUACAGCUGUAAAAACUGAAGAACACAAAUGGCUGCUCGUGUUGGAUCUCUUGUUUUGUUGUUUUCUGACACCAGUACAGAAAACUUGCCACAGGCUCUGGUGAUGGACCCAGUCGCUCAGUAAUUUCCCACCCUACCUGUCUGGAGGUCUCCUUUGGUGUUUCCUGUCAGUGUUAAAGAGAACAGUGUCACCUAAAAGUAUAUCAAGCCACCACACGUAAUACGAAGCUGAUAUUAAUUCCAGUGUUUUAUCGCAUUACUUGACAAAUUGAGCCGCACUGCAAAUCUGUUUUCAUGUAAUGUUCAUCACAUGGUGCACAUAAAUGUAAAAAAUACUGUAGAGAGAAAGUAAAUGAUUUCGCUGUUAUUAAACUUGAUUUAUAUAU
This is a messenger RNA of Larimichthys crocea (large yellow croaker), 2758 nucleotides long. RefSeq names its product tec protein tyrosine kinase (gene tec). The record is from RefSeq and is a predicted model, not a curated record. Lineage: Eukaryota; Metazoa; Chordata; Actinopteri; Sciaenidae. The coding region runs from base 238 to 2181 and encodes 647 amino acids. The transcript is spliced from 18 exons. Gene Ontology annotation, biological process: protein phosphorylation; intracellular signal transduction. Gene Ontology annotation, molecular function: protein tyrosine kinase activity; ATP binding; protein binding.